Syngnathoides biaculeatus (alligator pipefish) is the source of this 1639-nucleotide messenger RNA. RefSeq names its product tumor necrosis factor receptor superfamily member 19-like. Bases 159 to 1157 code for a protein of 332 amino acids. The record is from RefSeq and is a predicted model, not a curated record. Gene Ontology annotation, cellular component: plasma membrane. Gene Ontology annotation, biological process: positive regulation of JNK cascade; positive regulation of canonical NF-kappaB signal transduction. The transcript has 10 exons. Gene Ontology annotation, molecular function: signaling receptor activity; protein binding. NCBI's taxonomy places the organism in Eukaryota, Metazoa, Chordata, Actinopteri, Syngnathiformes, Syngnathidae.
UUUUUUUUUUUUUUUUUUUUUUUUUUGCAGCGCUUGACGUGCAGGGUGGACCGGCGAGCGACACUAGAACACACGAGACCUCGUUCCGGACUAGUCGAGACUAAUUCGGACCCGGUAGCUCGUCGCUAACAGCUGUUCGCUACAGACGUAAAAAAAAAAUGGUCCGGAUGAUUCCGAACUCCAUCUCGCUUGUAAUUACCGUGCAGCUCCUGCAUUCAACUCUGAUUCCUGCACAGGCUGAAGAGGAGAGCAGAGAAUGCAAAGAGCAGGAGUACAAGGACCAGUUUGGGAAUUGUAAACCUUGCAAGCAGUGCGAUGCGGGACAGGAGCUAUCAAAGGAAUGCGGCUUUGGUUAUGGAGAAGAUGCCCGGUGUGUACCGUGCAGGACCAGUCGCUUCAAGGAAGACCGCGUUCUCCAGAAGUGUAAGCCGUGUCUGGACUGUGGACUCAUCAACCGCUUCCAGAAGAGCAACUGUUCUACGACCAGCAAUGCUGUGUGCGGAGAGUGCCUGCCCGGGUAUUACAGGAAGACAAAACUAAGUGGCUUCCAAGACAUGGAGUGCAUACCCUGUGGAGACCCCCCGCCUCAGUAUGAGCCUCAAUGCAGUGGGAGAGUAAACCUGGUGCCUCUGCCUUCGGUAGUGAGCAGUCCGCGUGACAUCGCCCUGGCUGCUAUCAUCUGCAGUGCUCUGGCUACAGUCCUGCUGGCCCUGCUGGUCCUGUGUGUCAUCUACUGCAAGAGGCAGAUGCUGGAGAAAAAACCCAGUGCGGCGUCUCUGAAGUCUGAGGACUGUCAGUACGGCGGUGCCGAGCUGUCCUGCCUGGACCCGCGCUGGCUCCAAGACUUCCCCCAGGGAGCCUACUGCCAGUGUCACCUUGCCCCAGGACACACAUUUGGUCAGGUCCACCUAAUCCCGUCACUUUGCUGCGAUCAGCGCUUCAGUCUGGACAACACACACUGCGGCUCGCACGCCAGCCUCAACGACAGAACCCCGGAGCAGGACAAAGAAUUUGCAGGGCAUGCUGAGUGCGCGUCCAUAGAGGCCAUCGCGGAGGGUUUCCAGAAUCCAGAAGACGACGAGGGCGGAUGCAGCUCGAGGGAGAGUUCCCCCGAGAGAAAGCCAAGGCGACAGCCGGUGUCGACCAGGGAGGGAUGAUCCACAUUGCUUUGGCUUCCAGCAGCCAAAACUCAGCAACAACAGCAGGGGCAGCAUCCAGAUCUCCUUUCACACGACUUGGCUGAACUCACCGCUCGAUCCCCCCUCGCUCCCUUUUAAUGCACUCCGGUUCAGUUGCAAGUCGUAGCUGACCACCAAGUACAAAGAAAAGCCACAAUGUGAAGCGACCCCAUGGAACAAAAGUGAAUGAAGUUCAAACGCGGAGGACGAUUGACUUGUUCGCACGUCACAUCUGAAAUUUGACUAUAAAGUUGUGACGCGUGGAAGGUAAAUUAACGUACUUUGAAGGCAAUCUUAUGAACACACAAGAGGCUUGUUCAAAUGACUUGUAGAUAAUGUACAAUAGUAAAUAGUUGCAUAUUUUUGUAACAUCGCCAGGACUGAGCACAUGCUGCAUUUGUAUGUGUUGAUGUUCUCUGUACUUGUUUUACAUCUUUGUAAAUAAAACACUUGAAGAGAAA